Molecule: messenger RNA, 2454 nt
Organism: Symbiodinium necroappetens
Lineage: Eukaryota; Dinophyceae; Suessiales; Symbiodiniaceae
Source: the annotation of a GenBank genome assembly
AUGGGCGCGCCGCGCUUACUGAGCCUGCUGGAACAUAGCUGGACGAAACAGUGCCGCUGGAUCCAACUCGGAGGCGCCACUUUGCCGGAAGGACAGCGUGCCGGCUCAUCUUUGCCUCAGGGAUGCCCCGCAGCGCCGAUGGGACUCACAGUGCUCCUGAAGUACCCUGCCAUGCACCUUCGACGCCUGCUCCGAGACCGUGUGGAGGAGGUCAUCUACUUAGACGACCGCAACAUCGUCGUCACCAGCGCUCGUGAUGCCGAGACCGUCAUCCAGACAUGGAAUCGCUUCUCCCAGGAAUUGGGACUUGUUGAGAACAGGCGUAAACUCCGGGUGCUGACGAAGGAUCCCGCGCAGAGGCGGGCGCUGCAGAAUCUUGGCAUUGAGGUGCACCAGACGGCCAAGGUUUUGGGAGCCUCCUUUUUCUCCAACCUCGAGGAUGACCCGGAGCUCAGUGACAGAGCGGAGAGGACAGCUAUGCAGGUCAAGCGACUUCGGCUGUUGCCCAUCGGGGAGACCCGCCGUGAGCUCAUGUUUAGGCACUCCAGCAUCCUCAGCUUCCUGCGCGCGGAGUGGUUCUGGCGGCAGAAGGGCAUCACACUGCCCGGGGGACGAUGGACUCAACAGAUUAACGACGACCUCGAAGGCCUCGGCUUCGUCAAGAUUGGACCGUGGAAGUGGCGGCAUGCUGGAGCUGGCGAUGUGUCAUGGUUCCAGGGCGCUGCCAAGCAGGAGCUCCGUAAGACUGGUCAUGUCAUUCGCGAGGCAUGGCGGCAAGGGCAGAUGAGGGCCUUCCUUCGGAUGACUCGUCAUGAGGCCGUGGAAAUUCAGGCGCAGGGGGCCACCUACCGCGAGGAGCAGGUCACCAAGACGAGGCGGCUCUACGCGAGGGCCACUGCAGAAGAGAGGGGAGUCCUCACAGCCGGAACCUGCAGCGAAGCUAACUACGGUCAGAAAAGCGCGGGGCGCGCGAUGGCCUCGCCCACAUCGUGCAGUGUGGCCUCUGCCAGGCCAGGGAAGUGCCAAACUGGGAACAUGCAGCUUCGAGAUGUUCGUACUUCUGCGAGGGCCGACUGCAUCAUCAGGAUGAUCCUUGGACGCGAAGGUUGGGUUGGGCUGCGCCGCAUGAGUCACUGGCGCUGGCGACGGAGCGGCUGCGACGUCUGGCCGGGAUUCGUGCAGAACUACGACAGCGCUUUGAUCGCAGGCCAAAGGCGCACUCUGCUCAAAUGCCAGGACGUGCCUAUGUUAGUUCGAGAAGCUUGGGGGCUGGCGUCUUUUCGUCAGGCCUGCAGGCAAAGCUCAGAUCAAAGUCAAAACAUGGUCAAUGCUUUCUUCUCAGCUGUGCGAACUGCAUGGGCGGCCCAGUGCAUCGGCACAGUUGCGUCCUACCCGUGGCUCAACAAGUGCAUGGCCAAAACAAGUCAUGAUAAAAGCAUGCUUAAGGAGGUCACCGAGCUCCAGCGCCACACGGGGCAUGAUUUUGCCCUGAUCCCGCACGAGGUCUGUGUCAAAGAGAAGCGGGUCCGAGGUUCCUGGGGCUGCCUACAAUGCUGUCAGAUCUACGCCCACCUCGCCACUCUACGUCUUGCGGCGGCCAAUGGUUAUCUUGAGGAGAAAGCCCUUUUCAACAAGCGCGGCAACAAGCUCCAGCAACAGCUCGGGGCCCCUCGGCCGCGCAUAGCAGUGCGGAAACUGUUCCUUUCGGCCUCGAAAGACUCCCAGAACAAGUCACACAAGGACGAGGCGGCCAGCUCCUCUCAAGCAGCGCCUCCUUGCAUGCCUAGCCCCUCUGCCGAACGCACCAAGCACGCUUACUGCACCUGCACCGACGUCCCCAUGACCUUCGACGAGCAGACGGAGCUCUGGACAUGGAAGUGCAGUCGCUGCGACGUGGAGUUCCAUGGAAAGGAAUCCCACAAGCUUGAAGCUCAAGGACGGCGCCACGUCAGGAAGCACCACGCCCAGGCGGUGAACAGCCCAGUUGCCCAAAAACACAGGGGCAAGUUGUGCUGGCCAUGCACCGUUUACAAAUGCAAGAUCACCGCUGACACCAAGGCAAGGCUUAAGGACAGACGGCGAUUGCGCAUCGACGGCUUCCACCCCGAUUGCGACGUUAGCCAGUUCCUCACCCUUGGCGGCAAGCCCGCUGGCUCGCAGAGGCCAGGGCCAAAAAGGGUUAAAGCCUUGCUAGACGCUGCAAAGCAGAGGGCAUUGAGCCGAACCCAGGUCCAUCAAUACGUGGUGGCGCAUCACCAAGGAGUUCCAGCUGGACUGUGUGAACGUCAACAGCUACAUCAACGCGGCGAAUGCUGUCGCCAACCUCCGGAAGCAAAACGCGAAGCCGAACAUCUUCUGCAUGGCCGAGGUCAAAGCAAGCAACGCUCAGAGAAACUUCCUCACCUUGCAGCUGAGGCGCUUGGGUUAUCGGAUUGUCUGGGUGCACGAACCUGA